Rhopilema esculentum is the source of this 3422-nucleotide messenger RNA. The record is from RefSeq and is a predicted model, not a curated record. NCBI's taxonomy places the organism in Eukaryota, Metazoa, Cnidaria, Scyphozoa, Rhizostomeae, Rhizostomatidae.
CAGGAAAACGAUGGUAAAUUUACUCCACUCCAGUUGCUAGGAAUGGCCCGGGGUGUGGCGUCUGGAAUGAAGUAUCUUUCUGAAAUGAGCUACAUCCAUAGGGAUUUGGCAGCCAGGAAUAUUUUAGUAAAUGAUGACAUGGUUUGCAAGGUUGCUGAUUUUGGAAUGAGCAGAGAAUUGAGCGAGGAAGAUACAUAUAACACAACGGGUGGCAAGAUCCCUGUUCGAUGGACAGCACCGGAAGCAAUCCAGUUUAAGAAAUUCACCAUUGCCUCGGAUGUUUGGAGUUAUGGUAUCCUGCUUUGGGAGAUAAUGUCAUACGGAGAAAGGCCAUAUUGGGACUGGGGCAAUUAUGAGGUGCUUGAACGUCUGGCUUCUGGCUACAGACUUCCUCCACCAAUGAGCUGCCCUAAAGUUGUGCACGAUCUUAUGUUAUCUUGCUGGCACAAAGAUCGCGUGAAAAGACCAAAAUUUAAGGACAUUCGUGGCACGAUUGAUAAGUGGAUCCGCAGUCCGGAAUUGCUGAAACACGAGGAAUCGGUUGUGACAAGGCGGUAUGUUGCAAUUAAUAUCCUUUCAAUAUACAAGAAAACUAUGAAAAAAAUCUUUUGGUGGUACAAAACUUUUUUCGCAACCAUCUUGUGUACUUCUUUUAAAAGAAUCAAGCAGAGGAAUUUUUUUGAAAAGUUUCACGUUAUAUUCGUGCUUGAACGUCUGGCUUCUGGCUACAGACUUCCUCCGCCAAUGAGCUGCCCUAAAGUUGUGCACGAUCUUAUGUUAUCUUGCUGGCACAAAGAUCGCGUUAAAAGACCAAAAUUUAAGGACAUUCGUGGCACGAUUGAUAAGUGGAUCCGGAGUCCGGAGUUGCUGAAACACGAGGAAUCGGUUGUGACAAGGCGUGACACUAAUUUGGAUUACGCGUCAAUGAAGACCUUAAAAGAAUGGCUUGAUUCGAUUGGGAUGUCGCGAUACAUCGAGAACUUCACUGAAAAGGGCCUAGUCACACCCCUCCAGAUCUUAGAGCUCACGGAUCCAGAUCUGAAAGAUAUAGGAAUUGAAGCUGUUGGCCACCGAAACAAAAUUAUGAAGAACAUCAAUUUGACGAAAGGCCAGUUGAUUAGAACAAAAUCCAUGGCAAUCUAAGCGCUGUGAGGCAAGUUGCUUUUAUUAGAAAUUACAUCGAAAACUUCAUUACAUCACUCUAAUGUCCAUGACAGUAGUUUGUCAUGAUGUCAUAAUAAGUAUUUGACCAAUUUUCGAGGACUAUCUAGUUUGACUUGUUUAUGUAUUGCCCUUGAUUGUAUAGAUGCAUUUCUUCGAAAGACAUUUUUGAUGUGACGUUUUUAUAUUAGAAGUAUUGAAUUGUUUGGAGAACGUAGGUAGAGCAUUCUGCACCAUAGAAGACAUUCCAAGUUAUCUUGUAAGCUGUUGUUGUGGUUUUCUUUCAUAAGUUGUUGUGCAUAGGUUGAAUGUUUUAUUUAAAGGCAUUGAGUCAUGAUAAAAUUGAUUGGGUAUACCCAAAGUGCCAAAAUCCGCUGAGUCACGAUUUUUAUGACUGCGAUGCUAUUGGUUGACCUUAAACUGGUCACAUGAACUCACCUCGUACUGAUUGACAAAACAGUUUCCAUCAAUAGCAAGUUGUCAUUAACGGAUGCCAAUAUCACGUGAACAGCAACAAUCACGCUGAAACCAAAUGAACCCCUAUAUAGAAGGCCUUUUUGCCAUGACUCAAUGUCUUUAACAAGAAGGUACUGACCUGUAUUGAGUAGAAAUCCUUAUUCAAGGUCACCUUGCGGCGUCAUACAGUGAAAUUUGACUGUUUUUAUCAUUUCAUAUAAGUGAGUCAUCUGCUUAUUUAAGCGUGAUACAACUCACCUUCUUGGUUAAAGACUUUCUGCAACUAAUUAGACACGUAUUUUUGUUGAUGUCGUUCAUUAUGUGGUCUUCAUUUUCAUUUUUUUGUCCUGUGUGUAUGUAUAAAGAGACAUCUCACUGCAUAAAUACACUCGAUCGUAGCCAAGGGACAUUAACAUCUUUCUCUCCUCCUGCCAGCAUAAACAGACACUUAUUCUGCUUCAAUGAUAUAGCACAACUCACAUUAAUAGCUGGAUUGUCUUUCAAAAAGUAGUAUCGAAAUUCUUGCGAUCUGUAUGUACAGUGUAUUUUUCAAAUUAAUUUUCUUAUUACAGUUAAGAUUAGAGUUUCCGUAAGGUAGAUUCAUUUUUAGUCACCGAUUAGUAACAGUUAUCGAUCUUAGCAAAAAAGGCUUCUAGGUUUAACGUCUAAAUAUUUAAAAUCACCAAAUCUUUAAUGAAAUGAGAGGUGAAAGAUGUUGGCGUUGCCUUGUUCAAGAAUCGAUAAAACGAAAUGUAGAAAUCAGUUGCAUCUUAUUAUUACAAAGAACCUACAAAAGCAUUUUCGCGUAGAACCUUUUAAUUUUGAAGCCUUAGCAUUUGCCACUUAAUAUGUGCAUAGUUGCAUUCUGGUAUAACUUAGAUGGUUUUGAAACAGUGAUGAAUAAAUGCCCAAGUGCAUGAGGUAUGAAUUUAGGAGUUUGUAUAUCAGUUACUUUUUGACAUGAAGCUAUUUUGUUUAUUAAGAUAUUCCUGAUUGAUCUUUCUUGUAAAUAUCUUUUACUAGUCGAAACCAUUUUUUAAACCGUAUAUAAUGAUAAUUACAGAUAAAUAACUAUUUGAUAACGAAAUCCAGCUGAAUAGUUUCUUGAAUGUCCGAGAGAAAAUAGUCGUUAUACGUGAAUAAGUGUAGUAUUAAAUUUAACUCAGGCUGUAUUCAGUCUGGCAGAAGCAGAAUAAUGAAAGGGAUUCCUAGACCUGGUAGAUCUGAAGUCCGCGAUUUUACCGAUACGUAGGUCUUGGAGAUGCUACUUAAAGCGUGCUUGAUGUAGUGGUGUCUAGAUAUCCUAUUUCGUUGACUUAUUUGCCAAACUUUUCAAACUUCGUUGCCUCACUUUACAAACCCACUCUCACAUUAAAGGCCUACAUCUAAACUGUUCGCAUUGACAUCAUAUCAUCUUUCUUCCUGUUCUUAUACAUGUUUAUGUAUAUGUUUAAGGCUAAAACAGUAUAUCUUAGAAUUACCACCAUGAGUAACAAAGUUUUGAUAUUUUCAUUUUUUCCGAACCAUCAGAAUUUUCUCAUCUAAAUAAGCUCUUAAAAUAAUUAGUAUCUGUAAUAUUUUUUAAGUAAUUAAAUAGUAUUUAAAUAGUAAUUAAAAUAAUUUUGUUCAUAGAAAGUUUUUUCCAUAAUAGAUAUCUCUUUUUUGAGUGACCCAAUUUUGAAAAAAGUACAGUUACAGGUUUUCCAAAGUUGUAAAUUUUUCCAGUGAUUUUUUAGCUAAAAAUCAAACUCAUUGUCUUAACAGAACUUAACUAUGUAUGCAGCCUUAUUAUUGAGUCUUGUUUU